GAGCUCUUCCCUGUCGAUUAGAAGUGGGAACUUCUGUCCUAACUCCAGGUGCUGGGAGUGCUGUAAGCAGACAGGAAAAAGAAUCACGCUGAAGGCAGUAGAAUUCCAGAGCUGGUAAAUACUGAGUGCGGACGAAGGUCAAAACUUGGAGCUGGAUACACUGAUAUCAGGUGUGGACCCAAAGGAACCACUCCAUGCACCUCUUCUUGAACGGUAAUUGCUUCCAGCUGAUGCUCACCUGUGCAUCUGGUGCUACCCAGGACUGACCUUUCCCAUCAAACUAGAGAAGGCUCUUGACUUCUCUGGCCUUGACAUCCUCUGAGGGUAGAGCUCAGAAAAUGUGGAGGGAAUUUGUACCCAUCUGGUGUCUUGCUGUGGUGCUGCCCCAGGGGAAAAGGAUUCUGAUUCCUAACAGAAGCAUAUUUCCAGUGCAAGAAGUCCAUGGGCUCAGGUAAAGAAACUGAUGAUGAAGGAGAUUAAAUAAUGUGCUCAAGGACAUACAAGGUACAUGGCAGAGCUGGGAUUUCCUUCAGCAGUCCAACUUUAUGUCCUAAGCCUUAAUCAUUAUGUUCCUGGAUAUGCAGUACUUCAUAACACAGACACUAACCCUGGUAGGAAAAGGAUAAGCUCUCAAGGAAGACAAGACCUGGGCCAAGGAAGACUGAGGGGAGAUGGCAACACACAGAGAAACCAUAGCUGCAGAAUUACGAGCACUCAAAGGCAUGGCUUCCCUCUGGUCUUGUAGCAAGGCACGAACUUAUAUAGCAUUUCUAAAUUCCCUCAACUGGCUCUUCUGGACAUAUCCCUAGACUUUGGAGAUGCAGCAAGAAAGUUGAUUCUCACUCUCUUCUGCUGAAUAGAGAGCAUGAAGACGAACAUGGAGAUGAGGGUGAAAAAGGAGAUCCAGGAGAGGAGGGAAAGCAUGGCAAAGUGGGACGCAUGGGGCCGAAAGGAAUUAAAGGAGAACUGGGUGAUGUAGGAGACCAAGGCAAUAUUGGCAAGACCGGGCCCAUUGGCAAGAAGGGUGACAAAGGGGAAAAGGGUUUGCCUGGGAUACCUGGAGGAAAAGGCAAAGCAGGGACUGUCUGUGAUUGCGGAAGAUACCGAAAAGUUGUUGGACAACUGGAUAUCAGUGUGGCUCGCCUCAAGACAUCGAUGAAGUUUGUCAAGAAUGUCAUAGCAGGGAUUCGGGAAACCGAAGAGAAAUUCUACUACAUCGUUCAGGAGGAAAAGAACUACAGGGAAUCCCUGACCCACUGCCGGAUCCGGGGUGGAAUGCUAGCCAUGCCAAAGGACGAAGCUGCCAACACGCUCCUGGCAGACUACGUCUCCAAGAGUGGCUUCUUCCGGGUGUUCAUUGGGGUGAAUGACCUCGAGAGAGAGGGCCAGUAUGUGUUCACCGACAACACUCCACUGCAGAACUACAGCAACUGGAAGGAGGGUGAGCCCAGCGACCCCUACGGCCACGAGGACUGCGUGGAAAUGCUGAGUUCAGGCAGGUGGAAUGACACAGAGUGCCAUCUUACCAUGUACUUUGUCUGUGAGUUUGUCAAGAAGAAAAAGUAACUUCCCUCUUGCUGCACAUUUGUCAUUGCCCUGUGACUACCAUGGCAGUUAUUUUUAUCCAUCUUUUUCUGUCUAAUUACACUAAAUUCAUUCUGACUCAAGGCAAGUGAGAAAUGCUAGACUGAGGUUUGGAAUCUCCAUCGCCAUGCUCGUCCAUGACGAUUUUGAACAUUUUCAUACACGGUAUGUUAUUGAGCCAUAAGCUCACCAGGUUAUGGGUCCCAAGGGAGAGUUUGAAUUACUAGUUGUGCAGGAGGUGGUUGUCUAUAUCUCAAAUGAAAUUCUCUCUUGGCAUUUGCUCUGCCACCUCUCCCUAGAGCC
This is a messenger RNA of Eubalaena glacialis (North Atlantic right whale), 1887 nucleotides long. RefSeq names its product collectin subfamily member 10 (gene COLEC10). The transcript is spliced from 14 exons. Bases 940 to 1566 code for a protein of 208 amino acids. The record is from RefSeq and is a predicted model, not a curated record. Lineage: Eukaryota; Metazoa; Chordata; Mammalia; Artiodactyla; Balaenidae.